CCUUCUGCGAGUUCCGUGUGUGUUGCGGAAAAAUCCCUUUUUGGGCGUCCGACCACAUGUGAGAAUAGUGAACAAAAUAUGUUUCUAUAGUGAUUUUCAGGCCAUAAAAACCAAUUUCAAAGUGUAUUGUACAUGAGAUUGACAAAUAACGUGCAUACGGACCGUCUAGUGUGCAAAUAAAGGUGGAAUUGUACGACGGAAGUGGAUUUUUUUGAUGUAAAUACUGUUCAGACAGGGUCACUCCGGUGUGCCCCAAGUGGUGUUCCUAUAUUUUUCGUUCCUUCCGCGUCACAUCGCGUUCGUUAUUUGUAUCCGUCGGUCUAUAAUCGCUCAGGCUUGGCUUGGUGCGUAUCGGUCUGUCGUUCUCCAUUACUUGGGUUAGGUCGGCACGAUGCCGUGCUGAGGAGCAUGGUCGCGCGCUCGUGACCGUCGGCGCGGAGCGCGCGCCCCGCUUACAUAACGAGGUGGUGACGGCAUGGCCGCUCGCGUAUCGUCCGAGGGGGCCGGGCCCUCUUACGCGUCGGUAUUAAAUUUUAGAGGUGGUGAUAGCAAUAAAGAAAACAUUGAGGCAUCAGAAGAAGUGGCGGACGCUCCGCCACGCCACGAUGAGGAGGAGGAGGGUUUCGUGCCGGUAAUAUCGCACGGGCGGCGUCCAGGGAAGAGCAGGAGGGAACGUGAAAGGAGAGCCCCUCCGCGACCCCACAAGGUGCCGCAGCCUCACUCCGAGCCUCAGCCGACUGCAGAACAGCAGCAGCAGGCAGAGGAGGCGCAGCCAAAGAAGUUUGUGGAGGCGCCCAUACCAAAAGUCAACCCUUGGCAGUUACGUGGAAGCAGCACGGGUGCUCCUCCCCCGCCGGCACCAGCGGUUCUCGAGGAGAAGAGGUCACCAUUACAGCCACAGCAGCAGGGCAGGGCGCAGCCACCUACAGAGCCGGUCGUCACGCCUCCAGCACCAAAGCCGACGAUUGUGAAGGCUGCCAAGAAUGCCAAGAUAAAUCAAAAGGCGUCAGACUUCACGGACAUCGGCGACUGGCCCACGCUGGGGGCGGCUGUGGCGGGCGGCAGGUGUCACUCCACGCCACCACCACAAGAGGCCGACUCCUCGCAUCAUAAUGGUGUUGCGGACCAGGAGCGCAAACCCCCUGAGGAGCACCACCAUCAGACGAGGGUAGACAAGUCGGAGCCCACGCACAAUCACCAGGGUCACAAUGACAGGCACGAGAGGAAUAUCGAUAAAGCAAAGUCUUCUGGUGUUGGGAAGAGCAGCAGCAAGUCCGGCAAACACAAAUGGGUCCCGCUGGACAUUGAUGUGAAGGCGGCAAGGCCGAGCAAGCAUGGCGCCCAGCACAGUACGAGGCCCGACCAUGACACGGUGUCGCUGAACGGCGAGGACCCCCGAGGCCGCGGCGGCCCCGGGCGUGGGCGGGGCGGGGCGAGGGGCGCGAGGGGAGGCGCGCGGCGACCGCGGCCGGCCUCCGCGCUGCCCGCGCCGCCGCACGCGCACCUGCCAUACCAUCCUCACGAGCUGGCGCACCAUCCUGACCUGGCGCAGCUGCGGGUCGCUCAAGCUGGCGUGGCACAGGGCCUGGUGCUGCAGUACUCGGCCCUCGCGCCGCUCGGCGCCCCCAUGGGCGCUCCGCUGGCGCAGGCCUUCUACUACGGCGCCGCCGCCGCCACCGCCACGCCCUACGGCAUCGGGCUCGACCAGGCCACGCUGAAAGACCUCAUCAAGAAACAAAUCGAAUACUACUUCAGUCCGGACAACUUGGCGCGCGACUUCUUCCUCCGUCGCAAAAUGGCGGCGGACGGCACGAUACCCGUGACGCUGAUAGCUUCGUUCCACCGCGUCAGAGCACUCACAGCUGACGUGCAGCUCGUGCUUGACGCUAUUAGGGACUCGGACAAACUGCAGCUGGUCGGCGGGUUCAAGGUUCGGACAGCGUUCGAGCCAACGAAGUGGCCAAUAUUAGACAUAACAUCUGGCACUAACUCUGACGACGGCGAGAAACAGAAGGUAUCCGAAGAGAAGCCGACAGUUACCGAAGACAAGCCUAAGGCUCCCGAAAAUGAAGUGAAGACGAGUACGCCUAACGACCGACCAACUGUCCCCGAAGCAAGGUCGACCGUUCCCCAAUCAGAAGCAACUGUGCCCCAAGCAGCACCGACUGUGCCCCAAGCAGUACCAACUGCGCCCGAAGUUAAGACAAACCGACCUGAGGAGAGACCAACCUCAACAGAGGACAAGUCGGCCGAAGUAACGCCCGCAGUGACAGAAAUACCAGAGGUUUCGAUAGCCAACGUACAAGUGGCGGACGAGGCGCCCAGUAUAGAGGGUGUGAGCGAGACGGACGCAGUGAAGGCAGAGAGUGAUGCGUCUGCGGGCGCUGUGAGGGAAGGAGAGGAAACUCAGAAGAAAGGCGAUUCCAACGAGGACCCACCUCUGCAGUCAGAGAACAGCGAUGAAAAGCCUGGGGAGAAAAAACGUAAGAAACAAAUGGUGGGGAUAUUUCCCCUAGCCACGAUGGGGGGACCGCUGGUCGCUCCUGUGUCCAGUCUGUUGCGCGCUGUGCCACCGCCACCAUUACCAAGGAUGUUCCGCACGAACCGCGCCACCACGCCGCUGCUGGGUGGCACGCCACCUCUGCUGGGCGGCGCGGCCGGCCCGCAUCACGAUCUGCUCAACCCCGACGUGCCGGAGUUCAUACCGCAAGCCAGGAGGCAAGAGGAGUCAAAUAACGGGAGAUCGGAGACUGACACUCGACAUAGUUCGGGAACGGUCAGCCCCAGCUCCGAGAGGAGCGGCACCGAUGUAUGGACCGAGGUGAAGCGGCGAACGAAGGCAGGUUCCCGUGAACGCGCUCCACCGCCGACCACGGAGCCCGAGUACGAAGAGCAGCGCGAGGAGCUGCACUUCCAGCUCGACGAGGAGCUGGACUUGCCGCCCCCGAGGCACAACACCUUCACAGAUACCUGGUCGGACUCGGAGUCGGAGCUGGAGUUCACGGACCGCGACGUGGGGCGGCUGCUGAUCGUGACGCAGGCGCCGGCGCGCGCGCCGCGCCACGACCACGACCGCCAGGGCGACUGGGUCUCGCGCACCAAGAUCACGCAGGACCUCGAGCAGGUCAUAACAGAUGGACUACGGCAUUAUGAAGAGGAUUUAUGGAAUGACUCUGAAUAUAUGUCGUGCAGCGGCAGCCAGAACCAGUACCGUACGGUGUCGCUGAUCACGCGCGAGCAGUUCGAGGCGGCCGUGCCGCCCGAGCGCCACGCCAACCCCGCGGAGCCGCCGCCGCCGCCGCCCGUGCACGCGGCCCACAACACGCACGCCCACGCACACGCACACGCACACGCACACGCACACGCGCGCCGGGGCGCACAGGGGACGCAGAGCGAGCAGGGCGGACAGGAAGCCGGCAGUAAGCCCAAGCGGCCGCGCCGCACGGCUCGGUUCUACGCAGCCAACAAAGAUCCUCACGCCACCGAUGUCAUCACUAGCAGGAAACACAAGACGCGGCACAGCCUCAACCCACCGGUGGAGCACCAUGUGGGCUGGAUCAUGGACGUUCGUGAGCACCGACCUCGGACACAUAGCACUGGGUCGUCGCUGGGCACGUCGCCGACGCUGGGCUCGUCGUGCGGCUCGGUGCCGCAGUCGCUGCCCGCCUUCCAGCACCCCAGUCACGGGCUGCUGCGCGAGAACCACUUCACGCAGCAGGCCUACCACAAGUACCACUCGCGCUGUCUCAAAGAACGCAAGAAGCUCGGUAUCGGCCAGUCCCAAGAGAUGAACACUCUAUUCAGGUUCUGGUCUUUCUUUCUGAGGGACCACUUCAAUCGCACCAUGUACAACGAGUUCAGGACCUUGGCGAAUGAAGACGCUGCCGCAGGCUUCCGGUACGGUCUCGAGUGCCUCUUCAGAUUCUACUCCUACGGUCUCGAGAGGAAGUUCCGCCCGGAGUUGUACCAGGACUUCCAGACGGAGACGAUAGCUGACUACGAAAAAGGUCAGCUGUACGGACUGGAGAAGUUCUGGGCGUUCCUCAAGUACUACAAGCACGCGUCCGAGCUGCAGGUGGAGCCCAAACUGGACGGUUACCUCUCCAAGUUCAAUAGUAUCGAAGACUUUCGCGUGCUGGAGCCGCAGCUGCACGAGCUGCUGGCGAGCCCGGCGGCGGCGGCCGGCCCGCGCACGCGCUCCGUCUCGGAAAGCGACCGCGCCCUCACCGCCGCCCACAACAACCACUUCUGCCGGGCCGCCGCCGCGUCGAGCAGCAGCAGCGGGACGGCCGCGGGCGGUGCCGCCGCCGGACACAAGGACAGCCGCGGCCGCGCCGGCUCCUGCGGCGCACAAAGUGUCGUCGCUUCGCGCCGCCCAAAAACCCAGAAGCCGUACCCUCAACUGAACUAAAACCGGUCGCAGCGCGUGCGCAGUGACCGCCCAGCACAGCAAUACAGCAGUGUAUAUAGACUCGACGCGAACGUGUGUUACUUAACCUAGUUUUAAAAAUAAAAAAUUAAAUGCAUUUUUUUUAUAUAUAUAUAUAUAUGUAUACAUAACGAGAAAAUAGUGCUGACGGACACUGCAAGACGUUUUAGUGUUUUUUUUUUCUGUCCGGUGUGUAUUUUGUGACUGGUUGCGACCGGUGCGAACUGGUUUGUACCGGUGUUUACCGGCCAUUUUGAAUGGGGACGGACUCUGGAUUGCAGGCAUAUAAUAUACGGAGCCUAGCUUGUACGCAACGACAAUAAGCAAUGCUACGCAACAAGUCAUCACGAGGCGUCUGACUAAUGGCUUCUAGCAUGUAACCUUAAAUUAUAACUACUACUAAAUAUUUAUAUAUAUAUAUAUAUAUUUUUGACAUGUAUCAACCGAAAUUCAGUCAUGAGAGAUAGACAAUUCGUUUUUAAUAGGUAUUCGUUUUCGUAGGAUAAUUAAUAAUAUAUAACGAAAAAGAUAAAAAAGAAUAAUUAAUUAAGGUUUUUUUUUUCUUAGUUAUCGCUUGUAGGUUAGUUUUUUUCAAGUGGCAACACUUUUUUUUUAUAUCACAAGUGGUGCUGCGGUUUUUCAGAUUUCAGUUUUCGGAUCUCUCCUCUAGUGCCGGUUUUUAGUCGUUCUUUUUCUAGAUAUCCGGGGCUAGACUACGAUCGUUGAUUAAUGACGAAAGUUAGAAUUCUCGGAUUUUUUAGGAGAGAAGUUGAUUUCGCGUAUAUUUGCGUCGACAUAAAAGUUAACAAAAUUGUCGAUCGAUAAUUUAAGCUUUUAUGCUUUUUGAAAUUCGAAUAUAUGUUAUUCAGAAAUCGAUCGCUAUAGCGCGAGAUCGCAUAUAUUUUACGUUGACGCAAAUAUAUGGUGACCCAUACGCGCGUAUUGUAUUUAAUAUUCUUUAGAAACGAAAAUGUGUACAGAUGUUAAUAUUUUUCAGGUAGUCAAAUUGAUAUUAGCGAUGACGACAUAGUUCUUCGAAAAUGUAAAUCGUCAGAAAGACUGGCUAAAUGCACGUUUAAAAUGUAAAGAAUUGAUUAAAAAAAAAUGAAUUAAAGUGUUAUGUGAAUCGUUUUGAUAUCUGGAUGUACUUGACAAAUGUUUUUAGUUUUUUUUUUUUUGCAGACCCCAAAAGAUGCAUGUUAUUACAAAAAAAAAAAAAUACAUAUAGAAAAUAAAAUCGAUCUCAAUUUCUAUAAAAAGUUGCCCAUAAGGAAAUGUGAAUAUAAACGAACAUUUAUAUAUGCAAGAGGGAUCAAUUUUAGGGCAAUUCCAGAACUCUUUUUCGCGGCCAUGUAGAGCAAUAAGAUCGCUUGCAAGUAAUGGCAACACAUCAGAAAUAUCCGCGAUCGACGACGAACGACGUUUUACAGUAUUGUGGUAGUACUUUGAACAACUUCGGUAUUGUCGCGCUCAAAAAUUGUUCAUGUCUAUAGGUGACAGUUACCAUAAAUUCAUUGUGAAUUAUUUAUGAAAAUAUCUCACUGUGAUAAUCUACAUCUGUUCGGGUCUGCCCUCUCUAUACUGCCACGUUAUUCGGAUGACACAAGCAUGAGCACACAUUUUGGUAAUACUCUUCCUUGUACAGUUGGGAAUAUGACAGUUGUAAAGGUAACAUUGGCAUUGGACUCGAACAAAAACUAUCACCAAAUACAUGUUUCGGAUAUAAUUUUAUAGAAAUGAUUUUUAAAUGUCCGAUAUGUGUUUUAAUUAAUAUUAUGUAAUUCCAAAUGGGUUUCCUAUAUUGGGGAAGUACUCGCAUAUUAACUUUGUCGAGUAAUACAUUUUUUUUCUUUUUCGAAUUUUAUACUUAGGUGAUAUAAUAUUUAUAUGAUUAUUGUGAAUCGUUUGUCAGUCUUCUCUAUAAUGUAAAAAUUGUAAAUAGUUCCAAUUUGUAUAUUGUAUGAAGAUGUGUCGUUUGUUUUUAUUCUUUUUUUUUUUUUUUUAUUUUGGAAACCCACAGACAAGACACAAUAUGUUAAGUAUCUAUGACACCUAUACUCUACUUGACGCCGUUGUGUCGUCUUUUGCGAUAAUUUUUUUUUUGUCGUCUUACUAUUUUUAAAUAUAUUUUUACCUUUACCAUUGUCAACAUUCUAAAUGUUAUUCUUAAUGAUUCCUAUUCUAGUUUAAGAGCGUAACAGCAUGAUUGCUAUAUCGGUUCACAAAUCGAAACUCUGCAAUAUAUUGAUUGUGUUGUUGGAGCUUAAACUUAACAACCUGAAGUUCGGUGUAAAAGGUCAUAUGUAAAAAUUACUAACUUGCUCAAUGUUUGUUUUUUUUUUUAUGUGCGGAAAAAAUGGAGACUUGUGAUUGUGAUGUGACUCGAUGAUGAUGAUGAAAUGUUUUAUCCAAAUUGAAUUUUUUAAUAUCAUUCUUCUCUAUUCUUAAAAUGAAAGUUCGUCACCACGAUUGGUGUAAUAAGUAUCGAAUGAAGUGUGUUAAAAAUUUGCAAAAAUUGUCAAAAAAAAAAUGAAUUUACUAGCUGUAAUUCGUAGUUUCUUAAAUGGGCAAUAUUUUCUUUGGAUUAAAGACGAUAUUUGCUAAGCAAGAAACAAUUGCUUAUUUAGCUUCGAAAAUAAAUAUUAAGGGGCCAUUAUGUUUUAUCUAGGGUGAUCGCUUAUUAUUUUAGUGUCAGCAUCGAUUAUAUAAGAACCCUUAUAUAUAUAUAAUAUUAUGUCUAAACUACAUAGAAAAUUAGAGCCGACUGUACUGAAAUAGUAACAAAAAAUCUAUUAUGCGACAACCCUACAACCUAUUUUCUUUUUAAAACAAAUAUUGACAUUUGCAAAUGCCUUAAAUUUUAUUAGUCGUAAUUGUUUAAAUAAUAAAAAUUUUAAGUACUCAAAUAUGUAAAUAGAGAAUAGGUAUAAGCAGCUCUAUAUUGUUAUCACGCGAAAAUUAUUUUAAAGACAUUAAAAUUCGUCAUGAUUAAAAUGCCCAAGUCAUUUAUCGACUUAAUAGAUUUAGUCGUGAAUGUAAGCAUUAUUGUGUUCAUGAUUUAGCCUAAUUGGCCUGUGUCUACUAAAAAAAAAAAAAAAAAAAUGGUGGAUUUAUUCCCGCUAUUUUUUAUCAAUUUCGCGCGCAUUUUAGAUGAAGUUAAAAUUUGUCAGACUAUGGCAUGUUGUCUUUGAAAUGUUUUAGUGGGAUUUACGUUCAAUUUGGAUAAAGACAUUAUUUUAUUUCUUAUGUAUAACUGUAUAUUACUAAAUAUAAAGCAGAUUAACAUGAGUCGGUAUAAUUCUUUAGUUUCGUAAUUUUAAGUGUGCUUUUUAUUUUUAAACAGCGCGCUUUAGUGCUGGCAUGUGAGUGAAGUUUUCAAAUAAUAUAUUAUACUCUAAAGUUGAUUAAAAAAAAAUCGCAUACUUACCAUUUUGGAAUAAAAGGAGUAGUUUUUAAAAACAAAAAGACGCCUAGUCUUUUAUUUAUGUUGGUCUUUUUUAAUAGAAUGUAACUAUUUCCAAAUUUUGCUUAAAUUAUACAUUGUAUAAACUCUAUUAUUCCAAUUUAAUUUUGUAACUUCCAUACUUGAUAUUGGAAUGCGUAAAAUUAAAAAGAACGUUCUAUUCUUCAAUCACCAUACCAGCACGAGGCGCGUUUAUUUCGUAACUAUUAGAAUAAAAUAAAAAUAAAAAAAUAAUAUCUACACGCUUAGGUCGCUUCUGAAUAUAAAAUAGUUCCUAAAUGCUAAUUUGUAAUUCUUUUUGACAUAGAAAUCGUAUAUAUGGUUUUAUAUACCUAAUAUUCAGAAGAUAUCGUAAUUUUUUUUAAUAAUCCAAGAAAUCUCAAUUCUAAUGAAUGAUUAUUAAAAUCGUCAGAAUUUCGCAUUUAACGUAUUUAAUUUUAUAAAAUAAAUCGAUUUCUGUGUCAAACCAACCUUGAAGAUUGUCAGUGUCAAUUUUGGAUCUAUAAAAUGGCAACACUUAUGUCAAAUUAACUUUGGACUAGUCACAUGUUUAUCAAAUUUGACAUUUACAAUCUUACGGUUGUCAGAUAUGCGUUGAAACAAGUGAAAUCCGAAUAUUCCAAAUUUGAAUUCAAUAAAAUAGAAUGAUUUUGAAAGUUCUGAUAACCUAUUAUUAUUAAUAAUAAUAAUAUUUGACUGUAUCUAUCAUAUCUUACAAGUUCAUUUAAGUAUUGGACGCAUGUUUCUGUCUCUCUUGUUUAAUAGAAUUUUAAUAGGCGAGAUUUAACCUCGAAAUGAAUUUGAAAUAAUUGAAUCUGUGUAUCGUAAUUAUACUUAUUUUUUUUUCGGCAUACCUAUUUUUUUUUUUUAAUAAAAUUACCAGCAUAUUUUAAUUUUAAUUAUCCAUUAUUAUAAUAUAAAUCUAUAGCUUGGACGAAUAUGUGCGUCCAAUUACAUUAAGUUAAUAUAACCGUCCCGUAAAUUUAUUAUUAGAACGAUUUAAAGUUAACCAUAGUUUCAUUAGACAUGGUACGAAGCGAUCGAGAGCCGUUGACGUCACAUUUUCAAAAUACUCUGCAAACAUUGUUUUAAUUGACUAAUCUUGCCAUAUGUGAAAUUACAUUGUGAUUUUUUUUUUUAUAAUCUUCAGACAUAGACAAUUUUCUUUUUUUGUUUAUAAUUAACUUAUAACUUUCUUUCUCGAAUCAUGACCAUUUAAUAGUUUCUUAUUAUUUCCAUAACUGGAUUUAAAAUAAAAAUAAUAAAAUAAUGUUAUAUAAACAUUUGAAUUAUUUAAAAAUUUGUGAUUGAUUCACACGCUGCAAUUUAAAUAUGUUAAUGUAAAAAUUUGCUACACUUUUUGCUCUACUACAUUAUAAAUGCUCCAUUUUUUCUGUCGAUACCACACAAAUAUUGUAUUGAUUGUAUUUAUAUAACAAUUCUGACUAGACAUGGAUCAUAUAUGUCUAGAUGGCUCGAAUGUCCAUAACAUUCUAUAAACGGGUAGCGUACAGUAAUUUUUUGGCAAUUUCUUUUAAAACAAAACAAAGUUCGCCAAUGUUUAAUGCUGUAAGUAAUUUAAUACAAAUGUUCCUCAUAUUAAACUAUUUGUUUAAUAAGAAUUGACUGUUUUUUCAUAUAACAAAAGUAUUGUAUACAUUAAUUAUUAAAAAUAGCCACCGCUUACAAAGAUUCUGUCAAGGUGCACAUAUUUUAUGUCAAUUUCAAAUAUUAAAAACAUAGAAAACUAAUCAAUGAAAAUAUUAUGUCUGAAUCUUGAUACGCAGUUUACUUAUUGUAUUGUUUUUUUUUUUUUUAAUUUAAACUUGUAAUACAUAUUUCUGCCACUUCCAAAACACUAAUUUUAUAUUCUGGUAUCCCUAUUGGCACAUAUAUUACCAAAACAAUACUGUUUUUGGCAAAGCGUUUUUAUAGAGACUCUCCAUCUAGAACUAUAUGAUCUUUAGAGCUUAAUAGAGCGUAAAAUAAAUUGAAGUGUUAAUGAAUUUUCAUUGAUUUAAACUAUUAAUUUCAUUAGACCUGCAUAGAUUCAUGUCGUAUAGGGAGAUCAAGGAUAUGGCCUGGGAUAGAGCUGGCUGGAGGAAGAUGCAUGAAUUGGUUGCACCGACAACAGGGAACUCUUAAAUGCAUAGAUUUUGAGGAUGUGACGUCACAAAUGACAACAUAUGAGAAUUGUGUUAUUGUUAAGUUUUUUUUUUUUCUUUAAUUUAAUCCGUGACGAUUGUUGCAAUCUAUUAUUAAGUACGCCAAAGUAGAGGAAAGCUUGUGUAAUGCACAUACAAAAUAAACUAGGAUCAUGUAUUGACGAAAACUUACAAAAAAAAAUGCUGUUAAGUGUAUCAUAGGUUAGGUUACACUCGAUAGAAGUUGUUUUUUUUUUUUUUUUUCAUUUUAUAAUUUGAAGGUAAUUUUCUUUUUUGGAUUAUAAAAAAAAAAUUGGUUGUUGUAAUUAUAGUAAUUCGUAGGUGUUUAAUAGUAAUAGGCGUAUAAAAAGGAUGAUUUCACGCGUACUUUCUCGAUGGCCGCUACGGACGUGCCCCCGACAUGUUGCGCUCUGUGAAAAUUGGUGUAUGUUUUAUUGAUUUCUCGUUUUCACAAAAUACAAAUUGCUGACCCGGCACAUCGGGCGCUUUCGUUGCCGGCGAUCCUUAUGGCUGUAAGUUAUACACUAUAGACGUAAUAUUAUUAUAUUGAUAAAUAAAUUAAUAAUAAAAAAACAA
Galleria mellonella (greater wax moth) is the source of this 10633-nucleotide messenger RNA. It is a transcript of the gene larp, whose product is annotated as la-related protein 1. Gene Ontology annotation, molecular function: RNA cap binding. The coding region runs from base 476 to 4411 and encodes 1311 amino acids. Gene Ontology annotation, cellular component: cytoplasmic stress granule; cytosol. The transcript has 29 exons. The record is from RefSeq and is a predicted model, not a curated record. NCBI's taxonomy places the organism in Eukaryota, Metazoa, Arthropoda, Insecta, Lepidoptera, Pyralidae. Gene Ontology annotation, biological process: positive regulation of translation; mRNA stabilization.